Cynoglossus semilaevis (tongue sole) is the source of this 1918-nucleotide messenger RNA. RefSeq names its product DEAD (Asp-Glu-Ala-Asp) box polypeptide 39Ab (gene ddx39ab). The record is from RefSeq and is a predicted model, not a curated record. The transcript has 10 exons. Lineage: Eukaryota; Metazoa; Chordata; Actinopteri; Pleuronectiformes; Cynoglossidae. Bases 143 to 1426 code for a protein of 427 amino acids. Gene Ontology annotation, molecular function: nucleic acid binding; ATP binding; RNA helicase activity.
AGUCAUUCAACUUCGCCAAUCAGCUCAACGAACAUCAGAGAAGGCGGGACUUCCGGUUAGUGGUAUAAACCAACUGAGGCCUUUCCAUGCGGUUGUGAUCUCAGGCUGGACGUGACUAACUGACACCGAAAAGAUAAACACAAUGGCUGAGAAUGAUGUUGACCACGAGCUGCUCGACUACGAAGAAGAUGAGGAGCCACAAGGAGCCCCAGAGAGUGCUGCCCCUGCAGGUAAAAAGGAGGUGAAGGGUUCCUACGUGUCCAUCCACAGCUCUGGCUUCAGGGACUUCCUGCUCAAACCAGAGCUGCUCCGUGCCAUCAUCGACUGUGGUUUUGAGCAUCCAUCUGAAGUCCAGCACGAGUGUAUCCCCCAGGCUAUCCUGGGCAUGGACAUCUUGUGUCAAGCUAAGUCUGGUAUGGGCAAGACCGCUGUUUUUGUGUUGGCAACCCUGCAGCAGAUUGAGCCUGUGGACGGACAGGUGUCUGUUUUGGUCAUGUGUCACACACGAGAGCUGGCCUUCCAGAUCAGCAAGGAGUACGAGCGGUUCUCCAAGUACAUGCCCACAGUGAAGGCAGCGGUGUUCUUUGGUGGCCUGGCCAUCAAGAACGACGAAGAAGUCUUGAGGAAGAACUGCCCUCACAUUGUUGUCGGAACGCCAGGUCGCAUCCUCGCUCUCAUCCGCAGCAAGACCCUGAGUCUAAAGAACGUGAAGCAUUUUGUUCUGGAUGAAUGUGACAAAAUGCUGGAACAGCUAGACAUGAGAGGUGACGUGCAGGACAUCUUCAGGAUCACGCCCCAUGAGAAGCAGGUCAUGAUGUUUAGUGCCACUCUGAGUAAGGAGAUUCGACCAGUGUGCCGCAAGUUCAUGCAGGAUCCCAUGGAGGUGUUUGUGGAUGAUGAGACCAAGCUGACGCUUCAUGGUCUGCAGCAGUACUACUGCAAGCUGAAGGACAGUGAGAAGAACCGCAAGCUCUUUGACCUCCUGGAUGUGUUGGAGUUCAACCAGGUGGUGAUCUUUGUCAAGUCAGUGCAGCGGUGCAUGGCGCUGUCCCAGCUUCUGGUGGAACAGAACUUCCCUGCCAUCGCCAUCCACAGGGGAAUGGCUCAGGAGGAGAGACUGUCUCGCUAUCAGCAGUUCAAGGACUUCCAGCGGCGGAUCUUGGUGGCCACCAACCUGUUUGGCAGAGGGAUGGACAUCGAGCGGGUCAACAUCGUCUUCAACUACGACAUGCCUGAGAAUUCUGACACCUACUUACACAGGGUGGCCCGGGCUGGUAGGUUUGGAACCAAAGGUCUGGCCAUAACCUUUGUGUCCGACGAGACCGACGCCAAGACUCUGAACGACGUUCAGGACCGCUUUGAGGUGAAUGUGGCCGAGCUACCAGAAGAGAUUGACAUCUCCUCUUACAUCGAACAGUCCAGAUGAGUCGUCCAGCCCACCUGAAGUCACGUCUCCAUGGAUCCUGCGUCUUGUAUUUGGAAUUAGAGUACUUCACUGUUGAUUUAAAAGCUCUGUGCGUUAUUUUUUUUAUUGUCAGUGUUCUUGUGGGGGGGUCGCGGGUGUGAUUGAUUUUUAAUUUGUCUUUUACUCUUUGUUUUAUGCUCGAAUUAAACCUUUUUAUAAAAUCCCAUUUUUGCGGUGGUGCUCUCUGUGAGGCUCUGUCGUCCAGACAUCGACGUAGGUUUGAACCCUGACCUUUUGACUUUGACCCCUGUCGUAGUUUUUUAUCUGUGACCAGCAGUUGAUCUUUAGAGUCGCCUCAAACCAAGUAGUGACUCAGACCGCAGGUCUCUGCGUGUGGAUGGUUGGUGGAACACGUUCAGAUUUUUAAUAUGGCUGUAAUUAUUGGCACACUGUCUGAUGAAGUUGUAUCUGUUAUUUUGUCUUUGUUAGAUAUUAAAACACAUUUCAGACUAA